Messenger RNA from Chrysemys picta bellii (western painted turtle), 923 nucleotides. RefSeq names its product methyltransferase 5, N6-adenosine (gene METTL5). Lineage: Eukaryota; Metazoa; Chordata; Testudines; Emydidae. Gene Ontology annotation, biological process: rRNA methylation. Gene Ontology annotation, molecular function: nucleic acid binding; rRNA (adenine-N6-)-methyltransferase activity. The record is from RefSeq and is a predicted model, not a curated record.
GGUACGCUGAAGUAGGUGCUUGGGGUGGUGGGGUCUCCGAGCCUGGGCUCCGUGUGGGGCGGCCGGGAAUGGGCAUUGUGCAAAGACGCAGGAGGCAGCCCCAGGACAGGAGCGCCCUGCCCUGCAUGCUUUGCAGGGAAGGAAAUCAGCAGCACAGCUCACAGCAGCCCUCUGCCCCGCUGUGAGGCUCCGCUCGCUACGGGAAGUUGAGAAAACAAACAUGAAGAAGUUAAAACUUAAGGAGCUAGAAAGCCGUCUUCAGCAAGUUGAUGAUUUUGAGAAUCCAAAAUUACUUCUUGAACAGUAUCCAACAAGACCACACAUUGCAGCAUGUAUGCUUUAUACAAUUCACAACACUUUUGAUGAUAUUGAAAACAAGGUGGUUGCAGAUCUAGGAUGUGGUUGUGGUGUACUCAGCAUCGGAAGUGUAAUGUUAGGAGCAGGGUUGUGCGUGGGGUUUGACAUAGAUGCAGAUGCCCUGGAAAUAUUUAGUAGAAAUGCAGAAGAGUUUGACCUCACAAAUAUUGACAUGAUUCAGUGCGAUGUAUGUUCUUUAGCUGCCAGAUCAAAAACUUUUGACACAGUAAUUAUGAAUCCUCCUUUUGGGACCAAGCAUAAUAAAGGAAUGGAUAUGACUUUUCUGAAGGUAGCUUUGCAAAUGGCACAAACAGCUGUAUAUUCCCUACACAAAACUUCAACACGAAAACAUAUUCAAAAGAAAGCAGAUGAAUGGAAAGUGAAGAUGGAAGUUAUAGCAGAACUUAGAUAUGACUUACCAGCAUCAUACAAGUUUCAUAAGAAGUCGUCUGUGGAUAUUGAAGUGGAUUUAAUAAGGUUCUCCUCUGAAAAACUUCCAAACUGAGGAUUGGCUUAAAACCUAUUUAAAAUGGAAUAAUAAAAACUCAGUGCUUUUUUAAACACUA